AUGCUACUUACAGCAACAUGCACACAAUCAGAAGUAGAUGAAAUUCGUGCAAAUUUGGCUAUUGAAGAGGAUAAUUUUGCAAUAAUUUGUAGUUCUACAAGUCACCGACCAGAGAUUAUUUUUAAUGUACAAGAGAGAAAGGAAAUCCGAGAUCAAUAUAUUAAUGACAUUAUUGAUAUCAUAAAUGCCAAUUUACUUGGACAUAUUAUUAUUUAUUGUGCAACACAUUUCAGUUGUGAGUAUUUGUACAGCAAGUUACAGGAAAAUUUAACAGAUGUUUCAAUAGGUUACUUUCAUGGUAGUUUACGUGAUGAUGAAAGAGAAACAACAAUGAAUAAUUGGACAUCUAAUCAAAUACAAAUAAUGGUUGCAACAUCUGCCUUUGGAAUGGGAAUCAAUUCAAGCAAUAUACACGUAGUGAUUCAUGUAGGAGCACCGAUGAGUAUAACUAAUCUUAUUCAAGAGGCAGGUUGUGCAGGUCAUGAUGGAAAUACAGCAACAAAUGUCAUUUUCUAUAGUAAAAAAGAUGUUUGUAUAAAUUAUUCUAUAGUGGCAGAACAUCGGGAAAUGUGA
Molecule: messenger RNA, 573 nt
Organism: Rhizophagus irregularis DAOM 181602=DAOM 197198
Lineage: Eukaryota; Fungi; Glomeromycota; Glomeromycetes; Glomerales; Glomeraceae
Biological process (GO): double-strand break repair via homologous recombination
Cellular component (GO): chromosome; cytoplasm; nucleus
Molecular function (GO): 3'-5' DNA helicase activity; nucleic acid binding; four-way junction helicase activity
Source: RefSeq, a predicted model, not a curated record